Molecule: messenger RNA, 1275 nt
Organism: Dictyostelium purpureum
Lineage: Eukaryota; Evosea; Eumycetozoa; Dictyosteliales; Dictyosteliaceae
Exons: 4
Molecular function (GO): guanyl-nucleotide exchange factor activity; metal ion binding
Source: RefSeq, a predicted model, not a curated record
AUGAAUAAUCAAUUAUUGGGUAAUUUAUGUGCAGCAUGGGUGUCAAGAAAAAGAUAUAAACAACUUGUAACAAAAGAAAUAAACAGAGAUAAAGUUGCUAAGGAAAUUUUAGAUACAGAAUUAAUUUAUGUUAAAAAUUUAGAAACUAUUGUAUCUCAUUAUUUAAAACCAUUAAGAGCAAUCAAUCCCCCAUUAUUAUCACCAAAAUCAAUCAAUAUUAUUUUUGGACACAUUGAAGAUUUAUUAUCAAUUAACAAAGAACUUUCUAUUAAAAUUCAAGAUAAAAUGACACAGUGGUAUCAAAGUAAAAAGUUGGGAGAGAUUUUUAUUAGACUCUCACCAUAUUUUAAAUUAUAUACAGAAUAUUGCAGUAAUUACGAUAAGGCUAUAGCAAGAUUAAAACAAAAGACGGAGGAAAGUAAAGAUUUAUCAAUGUUUUUAAAGAAAAAGAAUAGCGAGAAUGGAACAGGUUUGGAUUUAAUCUCACUAUUAAUUAUGCCAGUACAACGUAUUCCACGUUACAAAUUACUUUUACAAUCAUUAAUUCAAUAUACUCCACUAGAAUCACCAGACUAUAAAGAUGUGGAUAAAGCCUUGGAAUCAAUUAGUGAAGUGGCUAACAUUGUAAAUGAAUCAAUUCGUGAAAAACAAAAAAUGGAAAAGAUUUUAUCAAUUCAAAAAAGAUUCACUGGCGCAUGCCCACCAUUAUUAGCACCACUAAGAACUUUUAUUCGUGAAGGUUAUUUAACUAAAGUUUGUAGAAAAGAUCAUAAAAAGCGUUGGUUUAUUUUAUUUAGUGAUGCACUAGUUUAUGGUACUAAAAUCGAAACUGUAGGGGCUCCAAUUUAUAAAUUUCAUCGUUUAUUACUAUUACAUGGUUCAAAACUCUCGAAACUAGAUGAUAGCAAAUUUAAAAACUCAUUUCAAAUUAUUCAUUCAAUUAAAUCAUUUACUUUAAUUGCAGAAAGUGAACAGGAAAAACAAAGUUGGACAAAAUCAAUUGAGGAUGCUCAAAACUUUUUAUCAAAACAUGGUUCAUCACUUAAUAUUUUAAAAAAAGAAGAGGUUACAUUACAAAGUGCACCAGUUUGGGUACCAGAUAGCGAAGCAUUACAGUGUAUGGAGUGCCAGAUAAAGUUUACUACAAUUAGAAGAAGACAUCAUUGUAGAAAUUGUGGAAAUGUUGUUUGUGGUAAAUGUUCAGACCAAAAAUGGACUCUAGAUCAAAAUAAAAAAGAUGUUAGGGUUUGUAAAGCUUGUUACAAUUAUCUUUCG